CGGGGCCCGCCGUGCCCGCCCGCCUGUCAGCGCGCCCGCGCCGCCGACUCGCGGAGCAGCCGGCUGGAGCGGGCAGGAAGCGGCGGCGGCGAUGGCGCGGCUGGUGGCGGUGUGCAGAGACGGGGAGGAGGAAUUCCCCUUCGAGAAGAGGCAGAUCCCCCUCUACAUAGAUGACACCCUCACGAUGGUGAUGGAAUUUCCUGAUAAUGUACUAAACCUUGAUGGACAUCAGAAUAACGGUGCACAAUUAAAGCAGUUCAUUCAGCGGCAUAGCAUGCUUAAACAACAGGAUUUAAAUAUUGCCAUGAUGGUGACAUCACGUGAAGUUUUGAGUGCACUUUCUCAGUUGGUUCCAUGUGUUGGCUGUCGUCGUAGCGUGGAACGUCUGUUUUCUCAGCUUGUUGAGUCUGGAAAUCCAGCGCUUGAGCCCCUAACAGUAGGGCCAAAAGGGGUUCUUUCUGUAACUCGAAGCUGUAUGAUUGAUGCAAAGAAGCUUUACACACUAUUUUAUGUGCACGGGUCCAAACUGAAUGAUAUGAUUGAUGCAAUUCCCAAAAGUAAGAAGAACAAGAGAUGUCAAUUACACUCCCUGGACACACACAAACCAAAACCUUUGGGGGGUUGUUGGAUGGAUGUGUGGGAACUCAUGUCCCAAGAAUGCAGGGAUGAAGUAGUUUUAAUUGAUUCUAGUUGUCUUUUAGAAACAUUAGAAACGUAUCUACGAAAACACAGGUUUUGCACUGACUGCAAAAAUAAAGUACUUCGGGCAUACAAUAUUCUUAUCGGUGAGCUAGACUGCAGCAAAGAAAAGGGCUACUGUGCUGCACUUUAUGAGGGUUUGCGUUGCUGUCCACAUGAGCGUCAUAUACAUGUAUGCUGUGAAACAGAUUUCAUCGCACACCUGCUGGGUCGAGCUGAACCAGAGUUCGCAGGAGGGUAUGAACGAAGAGAAAGGCAUGCUAAGACAAUAGACAUAGCCCAAGAAGAAGUUUUGACCUGCCUGGGUAUUCAUCUUUAUGAAAGAUUACAUCGAAUCUGGCAAAAGUUGCGGGCUGAGGAACAAACGUGGCAGAUGCUUUUUUACCUAGGUGUUGAUGCUUUACGCAAAAGCUUUGAGAUGGCUGUGGAAAAAGUGCAGGGUAUUAGUCGAUUGGAACAACUCUGUGAAGAGUUUUCAGAAGAAGAAAGAGUGCGAGAGCUUAAACAAGAGAAGAAGCGCCAAAAAAGAAAGAAUAGACGGAAAAAUAAAUGUGUGUGUGAGAUCCCUGCUCCUUUGCAGACAACAGAAGAGAAGGAAAUAAGUCAAGCAAAGGAAAAUUCGGACUUCAUGGAAAAUAGUUGCAAAGCCUGUGGUAGCGCUGAAGAAGCUAACAAUUGUGUAGAAGUAAUUGUUACUAAUGAAAGCACUUCUUGCACGUGUCCUAGUAGUGGUACCCUAUUAGGCUCACCUAAAAUAAAGAAAGGUUUGUCUCCACAUUGUAAUGGUAGUGAUUGUGGCUAUUCGUCUAGUAUGGAGGGCAGUGAAACAGGAUCUCGAGAGGGAUCAGAUGUGGCCUGCACUGAAGGCAUUUGUAACCAUGAUGAAAAUGGAGAUGAUUCAUGUGUCCAUCGCUGUGAUGACAAAGAGGAAGAUGGAGAUAGCUGUGUGGAAUGUUGGGCUAAUUCAGAAGAGAAUAACACAAAAGGCAAAAACAAAAAGAAGAAAAAGAAAAGUAAAACUUUGAAGUGUGAGAACGAACAUAUUCAGAAACUUGGAAGCUGUAUUGCAGAUCCAGGUAACAGAGAGACCUCAGGAAAUAUCAUGCAUACAGAGUUUCAUCGUGACAAGACCAAAGACACACAUGCUGAAAGCUGCUGUAGCUCGGAAAAAAGUGGGCAGCAGUUGCCUUGGUUUGAGCAUAUGAAAAAUGUGUCACAGUUUGCUGAACCUACAGAAAUGUCACUUGUUCCUGAUACUGGAAAAGGUGCCAAGAGCUUAGUGGAACUCCUUGAUGAAUCUGAAUGCACUUCUGAUGAGGAAAUCUUUAUCUCACAAGAUGAAAUACAGUCCUUUAUGGCAAACAACAAGUCUUUUUACAGCAAUAGAGAACAAUACCGACAGCAUCUGAAGGAGAAAUUUAAUAAAUACUGCCGCUUAAAUGAUCACAAGAGGCCCAUUUGUAACGGUUGGUUGACAACGGCUGGAGCGAACUAAAUACAAUAAAAUAGCUCUGUCUUUCAUUGAAAUUCUCAAGAUGACUACUGCGCCUUCUCUUUCAAAAACUUAAUUUAGUGACUUAUGGCAAAAUUUUAUCUUAAAUUAAUGUGAUUUUUUUUGUUUUUUUGGGGGGAGGCUGGUGGAGGUGAUUUCAUUAAUUUUGUUCUUUCUUCAGGCUUGUAUCUUUAGUUGAGUAGCUGUGCAAGCCUCUCAUAAUUUAAGCCAUCUCUUUUCAUUAAAUGUUUCUCUUACUGUGAGACUUACAAAAAGCGAACUAGUGGCAAAGUAAUGUUGUACCUAUAAUUCUGUACAGAAUGACAAUGAGCUGAAUAUAAGAUUUUACAAAGUAGACAUCCAUUGGCAAAAUGUUUUGGAUGUAAUAUGUUAAAGCGCAAUGUGCAAAAUUUAAAUAAAGAAUAUUUAUUAAUAUGCAUAGUAAAA
This is a messenger RNA of Rhea pennata, 2638 nucleotides long. It is a transcript of the gene GGNBP2, whose product is annotated as gametogenetin binding protein 2. NCBI's taxonomy places the organism in Eukaryota, Metazoa, Chordata, Aves, Rheiformes, Rheidae. Bases 92 to 2194 code for a protein of 700 amino acids. The transcript has 14 exons. Gene Ontology annotation, cellular component: nucleus; cytoplasm. The record is from RefSeq and is a predicted model, not a curated record.